AUGGGGUUUCAAGACUCUCCCCCUCCACAAACCCUCACACCAUCAAACCUCCAACAACAAGAAAAAGAAGAAGAAUUAGAAGAAACAGAAACCCUCUCACUAUGUGAUCUCCCAUUAUACAGUGAUCAAAGCCAUGAUUGGGAUCAACACUCCACCACCACCUCCUCCGACCAAGACUACUUCGAAUUCUUCAGCCAAGAACUCACCCCCUCCGCCUCCGCCUUCCUCCCACCGCAAAACAUCAUCUUCUGCGGCAAACUCAUCCCCUACAAACACCUACCAACACCUAAUGAUAAAAACCAAACCACCCUCAACGCCCAAACAGGCCCCAACAAAACUAGCCGUUGGCGGUGGCGGCUGAGUGGGGCCAAAUGUACAACCGCCGCGAUGCAGAGGAGGACGUACAACUCCGGCAAGCAGGUGAAGGUCAAGUGGUACUUCUUUUUAUUUGGGGUUUCGAGAUUUUCGCCGGUGGUUGAGCUGAGCGACAUCAGGAGUAGGAAGAGCAACCGCCGGACGUCGCCGCCGCCGGUGAUGUUUGGAUUUGAUGAUGGUGAGGUGAUGGGGGAUCGGGGGUGGGGGUUGUGGGGGCUGAUUAGGGCCCUUAGCUGCGGCGGAGGGCGCCAGCCGGCCGCGGUGGCUGCCGGCUGA
This is a messenger RNA of Salvia splendens (bonfire salvia), 651 nucleotides long. RefSeq lists its product as uncharacterized. The transcript has a single exon. The record is from RefSeq and is a predicted model, not a curated record. NCBI's taxonomy places the organism in Eukaryota, Viridiplantae, Streptophyta, Magnoliopsida, Lamiales, Lamiaceae. The coding region runs from base 1 to 651 and encodes 216 amino acids.